Molecule: messenger RNA, 974 nt
Organism: Fukomys damarensis (Damara mole-rat)
Lineage: Eukaryota; Metazoa; Chordata; Mammalia; Rodentia; Bathyergidae
Product: voltage-dependent anion-selective channel protein 3-like
Exons: 1
Coding region: 138-872 (244 amino acids)
Biological process (GO): monoatomic anion transmembrane transport
Cellular component (GO): mitochondrial outer membrane
Molecular function (GO): voltage-gated monoatomic anion channel activity
Source: RefSeq, a predicted model, not a curated record
AGGCUGAUGGUGUUGACACGAAGGAGACCUUCAGCGUUGCUCUGACGGAGCGGGACGGGCCCUGGGUUUGGAGGAGAGGACUUUGAGAGCAGAGGACAUUUGAGAGAGGACAUUAUCUGGAUAAAUAUAUUUCAAUAAUGUGUAAUACACCAACUUACUGUGACCCUGCCAAGGAUGUUUUCAACAAAGGAUAUGGGUUUGGAAUGGUCAAAAUAGGCCUGAAAACCCAAUCUUGGAGUGGAGUGGAAUUUUCUACUUCAGGUCAUGCUUACACUGAUACGGGGAAAGCAUCAGGCAACCUAGAGACCAAAUACAAAGUCUGUAACUAUGGACUUACCUCCACCCAGAAAUGGAACACAGACAACACUCUGGGGACAGAAAUCUCUUUGGAGAAUAAGUUGGCAGAAGGUUUGAAACUGACUCUUGAUACUAUGUUUGUACCGAACACAGGAAAAACGAGUGGGAAAUUGAAGGCCUCCAAUAAAUGGGAUUGUUUCAGUGUUGACAUAGAUUUUUCUGGACCAACCAUCUAUGGCUGGGCUGUGUUGGCCUUUGAAGGUUGGCUUGCUGGCUAUCAGAUGAGUUUUGACACAGCCAAAUCCAAACUGUCUCAGAAUAAUUUCGCUCUGGGUUACAAGGUUGCAGACUUUCAGCUGCACACUCACGUGAACGAUGGCACUGAAUUUGGAGGUUCUAUCUACCAGAAAGUUAAUGAAAAGAUUGAAACAUCAAUAAACCUUGCAUGGACGGCUGGCAGCAACAACACCCGUUUUGGCAUUGCUGCUAAAUACAAGCUGGAUUGUAGAACCCCUCUCUGUGCUAAAGUAAAUAAUGCCAGCCUGAUUGGGCUGGGUUACACUCAGACCCUCUGACCGGGAGUCAAACUGACCCUGUCAGCUUUAAUCGAUGGGAAGAACUUCAACGCUGGAGGUCACAAAGUUGGGUUGGGAUUCGAACUGGAAGCAUAAUGUGGU